UCAUUUAUUUAAUUAACAUUACAAAAACAUCACCCCAAAAUGUGUUAAAAUUACCUUCAAUUAAAUCAUUAUGAAUCAUGAGGUCUUGGAAUGACUGGAAAGAUGCAAGCUCCCCCUUGUGGCACUUAAAAUAAAUCACUAGGACAGUAUGUUGGCCAGCCAGACAGAAAUUUCAAGUCACUCUUGUGAUAUUAACAAUUUAAUUUGUCCACAAUUAUCCCAAACUCACAAUGUGUUAUACUAGUGUACAUUGUCUCAUCCCUGGGAGAAAAGAGGCUGAAACUGUCUCAUCACAAACAACUGCUAAAUGUCGAUACUGAUGUGUGUUCAGCUGAGGUCAUCGACCCUGAACCAGCAGGGACCAAAGACCAGAUCAGGUUCACACACUCGGCCACAUCAGAGAGAAACAACGCUGACAAAGAGCAGCAAGAAGGACGAGGAACAAAGACGACAAAGGCCAGCAGUGAGAGCAACAGCCAGGAAAAGCAACAGCUUUGAGAAAAAGGACAAGAACAGACGGUGAUCCAGUUGUGUGGAGACGUGGAGCAGGAUGGCGGUGGCGCUGCAGGUCGUGGGUCUGGUUCUGGGUGUGGCGGCCUGGUGUGUGCAGUCAAGCUGUAUGUCAUCACAGCUGUGGAAGGUGAGGAGUCAGAUUGAGUCACUCAGCAGCAGCCAGUGGCAGUUUGAAGGUCUUUGGAUGAGCUGCGCUGCAACGUCGCUUGGGUCAGUUCAGUGCAGUCGCUUCAAGACGGUGUUAGGGUUGCCAAUUCACCUGCAGACCUGCAGGGCUCUGAUGAUCCUGUCACUGCUGCUCAGUCUCGCCGCCAUCAUUGUGUCUGUGCUCGGACUUAAGUGCACCAAGAUCGGCAGAAUGUCAGAGCGUGUGAAGGAGCAGGUUGCCCUGAGCGGGGGAGUCCUCUUCAUCCUGUCUGGCCUCUUCACUUUGAUCGCGGUGUCAUGGUACGCCGCCAGGGUCAUCAACGACUUCUAUGACCCCCUGUACGGAGGAGUCAGGUUUGAGCUGGGUACUGGUCUGUAUCUGGGCUGGGUGUCUGCCUCUCUCGCCUUACUCGGCGGAUCAAUGCUCUGCUGUUCUUGCAGGAAGACACAGCCCACACCUGUCACACGACAGUUCUCCUACAGCUACUCAAACUCGAGUUCGAGCCGCGGACCAAGCAUCUACAGAGCAGCUCUGCCGUUAGACAACAGCAGCUCCAAAGCCUACGUCUAAACCAUGAACCUGAAAAACAGUCAUACACGUGUUUUUCAUGAUGACGUUUUAUUAUGAAGCGCUCUGUGGUCAUUUUGUAUCGUUGGUGUUUAAUCACCUGAUUCUGUUGUAAAUAAAAAAGUUUCCUCUCAUCA
Solea senegalensis (Senegalese sole) is the source of this 1365-nucleotide messenger RNA. RefSeq names its product claudin-1-like. NCBI's taxonomy places the organism in Eukaryota, Metazoa, Chordata, Actinopteri, Pleuronectiformes, Soleidae. The transcript has 6 exons. The coding region runs from base 551 to 1231 and encodes 226 amino acids. Gene Ontology annotation, molecular function: structural molecule activity. The record is from RefSeq and is a predicted model, not a curated record. Gene Ontology annotation, biological process: cell adhesion; bicellular tight junction assembly. Gene Ontology annotation, cellular component: bicellular tight junction; plasma membrane.